AUGUCGUUUCUAGAUAUUGAAUACCGCACAGAUGAAGAACUUCAUUGGGAGAAGAUCCCAUGCACGACGAGAACCAAUGUCGUCGCCUGCUGCGAGCAGCAGCAUUGGACACUCCCGGAUUUCUACCAGAAAGUUUGGGCAAUUGUUCUGAAUCGUUUCACUGCAUCUCAAUCCGUCACAUUCGCCAUCAAUGAUGAAGGUGAUCGCAGACCAUCCAAAAGAUGCGAAAUUAUGUUCAACAUUGAGGUCUCGGUCGCCGAAUUGAUGAAAUCGCCCGACGCGUUGAGCUCCUCGAUCGAAACCACUUCUGGGUUGGAUUGUGCAACUGCCGUUGUGGUUGAUAUGCGUGAUGGUACAACCCUUGGCGGGGAAGACUUCGUUUCACCACUGCAAAUCGUUCUCUGCAUUGAGAGGUGUGGAGUUUCGCUAUUUUACUGCAAAAGCAUACCUUCAUGGCACGCAAAGAAUCUUGCCUCUGCCUUAGACAAGGCUGUUGAGGAAAUAUCCCGAUUCCCGCGCCAAACAGUCAAAGAUCUUGACCUACUCAGCGAGUCCAAUAACAUUCAAGUUGGCGAGUGGCAAGAUCGCCCUCGUGCCAGAAGUCUCACGCCCAUGGUGAAUGCAAUCCGACAACAUGCAUCCCUUCGACCAACGCAUCAAGCAAUUUGUGCUUGGGAUGGCACAUUUACCUAUGCCGAGUUGGACAAUAUCUCCAGUCGGUUGGCGCACCGAUUAAGGUCCAUGAAUGUUGGAGAAAAUGACAUGGUGCUCUUGGGGUUUGAGAAGUCGGCUUUUGCACUGGUGGCCAUGGUUUCCAUUCUCAAGGCCGGGGCAAUCUUCGUGCCUAUCAGCCCAACGUAUCCCACCCCACGAAUCCAGGCGAUUGUCGACGCGACUAAUCCCAAGCUUGCUUUCACCUCAAAGAUCUGA
Messenger RNA from Penicillium brevicompactum, 930 nucleotides. RefSeq lists its product as uncharacterized. Gene Ontology annotation, biological process: secondary metabolite biosynthetic process; amino acid activation for nonribosomal peptide biosynthetic process. Gene Ontology annotation, molecular function: phosphopantetheine binding. The transcript has a single exon. Lineage: Eukaryota; Fungi; Ascomycota; Eurotiomycetes; Eurotiales; Aspergillaceae. The coding region runs from base 1 to 930 and encodes 309 amino acids. Gene Ontology annotation, cellular component: cytoplasm. The record is from RefSeq and is a predicted model, not a curated record.